Messenger RNA from Volvox carteri f. nagariensis, 846 nucleotides. RefSeq lists its product as uncharacterized. The transcript is spliced from 6 exons. Lineage: Eukaryota; Viridiplantae; Chlorophyta; Chlorophyceae; Chlamydomonadales; Volvocaceae. Bases 1 to 846 code for a protein of 281 amino acids. The record is from RefSeq and is a predicted model, not a curated record.
AUGGCAAAACUACGUAAUGUAUACGCAGGUUCUGCUAUGCUGGAGAUCCUGGAUGUGGACCCCAGCACCGAAACCAUUGGAUCUUCGUCCUCCUCCAACGAAAGGGCUGCGGGUGAGCCAGCCAUCGACAUGAAGGCCUUAGCUGCUACCAACAAGGACCCACCCACCAUCGAAGUACAGAGGCCUGCAUCCUUCCCUACAUGCACCACACCGUGUACCAAGGAACACACGGGUGAGACGCUGUAUGAAUGGUUCGCCUCCAAAGCCUCGCCCUUUGUUGAGCCGCCUGUCACCGCCUCUGACCCCGUGGACUCAAUCAACGUGAAAAUCAGCACCAAGUACUUCCUAUGCAGCUUGCCGCCGGAAGGUCUAGAUGGCAUCCUUGUGGGCACAGAGACUGGCGACGUCGACUUAGCCGCCAGCGGCAUGGAGUGCGUGACCACUUCCUCCCUGGAUUCGUCGCAACCUAACUUGCGCAACCAGGCGUAUCUUGUGGAGUACCGGGCGGUUAACAGCAGACAAAUUCCUGCGUCCCCUAAGCGGCUGGUAGUAGUCAUCGCCGAUCCCUGCCAACGCUUAGACGAGUUCUGGUGCUUCAAAGACGAGAAGUGCUCUGUGGCCGGGCAAUGCCUCGGAGAUGAUGUUGGACUUGACAGCAUCGACACCGGAACCAACAGUCGGGCCCUUCGGGAGCAUCGCAAGGACAAAUUUUCUCCGCGUCUCACCUUGCGAGGCUCUGGCCGGGUCGCAAUAAACCGGCAGGGUCAGGCGAUCAUGCUUGAUGACAUAUCGUACGGUAGCACGUGGACCCAUCCAGGUACGGGGACGAAUUAUGCCCGGCGGUAA